AUCCCAGCGGCCUUUGAGCGCGUAAUUUUAGCCCUGGCUGUAAACGAGGCUGCGCCGGCGGCUGCUCCCACUCAGCAGGCGGCAGGAGGUGGCACGGAGGUGGCACGGAGCUCUGUCACAAUUUGUGCAACCGUACCCGGGAGCGUGGUGUAAGUCACGCAGCCUAGAAACACAAGAAGUCAGACCCAUCACCCAAAAUCAAACAGCUCUGAACUUUAGAGCAGGUGACACCCAGGCAGACGAGCCAUGCUGGCCAACAACGUCUCAAGGCAAAAGCCCUGCCAACACUGCAACCGCAGGCCAGCUUCAGCUGCACCAGACACCUCCACAAUCCACUAUGAAAAGUCCUGGCUGUACCGUCACUGCUCUUCACUGGUGCAGGGGGACAGGCAGUCUCAGAAAGCCGGGCAGCUCUUCUCAGGGUUGCUGGCCAUGAACGUGGUGUUUCUGGGCAGCGCCUUCCUCAGCAGCAUGAUUUUCAACCAUGUGGCCAUCACGCUGGCAGAUGUCUGGAUCCUGCUCUCCAUCCUCAAAGUCUUGUGCCUGUGCUGGAUUAUCUACUACUUGCUGGGCACCAGCCGGCAACCACAUGCAGUGCUGCACCGGGACUCCCACGCCGGGCCGAUCUGGCUUAGGGGAUCACUACUGCUGUUUGGUGCUUUCAGCGUCCUCCUGAACGUGUUUGAGAUUGGCUACAGCGUAGUUCACAUCCAGUGCAAAUCCCAGGUGCAGAUUGUGUUCCCCAGCAUUGAAAUCCUUUUUAUAAGCACCCAGACUCUUUUCCUGUGGCAUCACUCUAAGGACUGCAUUCAAGUCCAGCACAACCUCACCAGAUGCGGGCUGAUGCUGACCAUAGCCACUAACCUCCUCCUCUGGCUCUUGGCGGUGACCAACGACUCCAUUCACAAGGAGAUCGAGUCUCAGCUACGUGACGUGGAGCAGCGACUUGCAGGUAACGAGACCAUCUCAUGCACGUGCCCAAACACAACUGCCUGCAGUAUCUUCCAGAAGGGCUACAUCCUGCUCUACCCUUUCAACACCGAGUACUGCCUCAUCUGCUGCUCCAUGCUGUAUGUCAUGUGGAAGAAUGUGGGGAGACGCAUCAGCCACCACGACGCCUCUCAUGUUAAGCGCAAAUUCAAGCUCCAGGGCGUGGUCUUUGGACCACUGCUGGGUGUCACUGCUGUGAUCGUUGGGAUCUGUGUCUUCAUGAUGUACCAGAUCCAGGCCACUGGCUCAGCACCCAACUACCAGAUCUUCGUGAUGUAUUACUCCUACUACAUUGUGCUCCUGCCACUGAUGAGUGUUGCUGCAGUGAUCGGGACAAUCAUCCAUGCCUUGGAAAAAAGGGACCUGGACACGCUGAAGAACCCAACCCGCAGCCUGGAUGUGAUCCUGCUGAUGGGGGCAGCCCUUGGCCAAAUCGGCAUGUCCUACUUCUCCAUUGUCGCCAUUGUGGCCACUGACCCCAGGGACUUGUUGAACAGCCUCAUCCUGUCCUAUUCAGUCCUCCUCAUCUUUCAGCACAUCACCCAAAAUGUCUUCAUUAUUGAUGGGCUCCACAGGCAGCCAUUUGUAGAUGCAAUUGAGACCAGACACGCUGGACAUGCUGGGCAGCACGCAGUAGGUUCAGAGCCCCCCCAUGAAGAGACAGCCACAUCAAACAGCAAACAGGACCACACACAGCCCCCUCUCAGCAAAGAAGAGGAGUUGAAAGAAGAGUGGAAUCAUGAAGCCCACAACCAGAGACGAGUGAGUGUGCUGGAGCUGGGACAGGAGAUCCGGAGAGUUUCUCUAUCAUACAUUCAUACCUACUCUCACCUGAGCUGGAAGAGGAAAGCAUUAAGGGAGAUCGCAUUCUUCCUGGUUUUGUGCAACAUCAUACUGUGGAUCAUGCCCACAUUUGGGGCUCACCCUGUGUUCGAGAACGGACUGGAGAAGUCAUUUUACGGCUAUUCCACCUGGUUUGUCAUCGUGAACUUCGGCCUCCCACUGGGUGUGUUCUACCGGAUGCACUCUGUUGGGGGACUCCUGGAGGUCUACAUCUCAGCCUGAGCUAGGCCGACUGCUCCCCCCAGACACUGGGGUAGAAGGAUGGGGCUGAACAAAGAUGUGGUAAGCUGCAGACAUGCACAUAGAAGGCUUUCAGCUUCUUCCUUCCAGCUUCUGCUUUGACUUCUCCUUACACAUCCCCAUGAGUUUCAGAAGAGGAGGAUGUUUUAUAUUAUCACUUUUCUCCAUAGACAACAGAAUCAACACCCACACACAAACUGUUUUACUGAGCUAAGGAAGCACACUAGUAC
Molecule: messenger RNA, 2303 nt
Organism: Dromaius novaehollandiae (emu)
Lineage: Eukaryota; Metazoa; Chordata; Aves; Casuariiformes; Dromaiidae
Gene: OTOP3
Product: otopetrin 3
Exons: 8
Coding region: 247-2055 (602 amino acids)
Biological process (GO): proton transmembrane transport
Cellular component (GO): membrane
Molecular function (GO): proton channel activity
Source: RefSeq, a predicted model, not a curated record